Rhinopithecus roxellana (golden snub-nosed monkey) is the source of this 2055-nucleotide messenger RNA. It is a transcript of the gene IBA57, whose product is annotated as iron-sulfur cluster assembly factor IBA57. The coding region runs from base 118 to 1191 and encodes 357 amino acids. NCBI's taxonomy places the organism in Eukaryota, Metazoa, Chordata, Mammalia, Primates, Cercopithecidae. Gene Ontology annotation, molecular function: protein binding. Gene Ontology annotation, cellular component: mitochondrial matrix. The transcript has 3 exons. The record is from RefSeq and is a predicted model, not a curated record.
CACGCACUCUACGCCCGCCCCUUCCCGCCUCCCUCCGGCGGCCGCCGCCAGGGGCCGCUGUGGCACCCGCCCCUCCUGCUUCCUUGGGCCCUUCCCGCUGCCGCACUCUUGUCCAAGAUGGCGGCCGCGGCGCUGCUUCGAGGCGCGGCUCCGGGGCGCGGCGGCCCGGCCUGGCGCUGGUGGCUGCGCGCGGCCCCAAGGUGCCGCCUGGCCCACAGCUUCCGCAGUCCUGGUGGCGACCCAACGGCCGGAGCGACCUGGGCCUGCUUCCGGCUGGAUGGGCGCACCCUGCUGCGCGUGCGCGGCCCCGACGCGGCGCCCUUCCUGCUAGGGCUGCUGACCAAUGAACUGCCGCUUCCGGGUCCCGCUGCCUGGGGGGCCCCGCCUCCUGCGUGUGCGGGCUACGCCCACUUCCUGAACGUGCAGGGCCGGACACUCUAUGAUGUUAUCUUGUACGGGCUCCAGGAACACUCGGAGGAGGUGUCUGGCUUUCUCCUGGAGUGUGACAGCUCCGUGCAGGGUGCGCUGCAGAAGCACCUCGCGCUGUACAGGAUCCGGCGGAAGGUCACGGUGGAGCCGCACCCGGAGCUGCGAGUGUGGGCGGUGUUGCCCAGUUCCCCUGAGGCUUGCGGGAAUACACCGCUGCAGCAGAGUGCAGGGGCUGCUGUCAUCCUCAUCCGCGACCCGCGAACAGCAUGCAUGGGGUGGCGGCUCCUCACCCAGGACGAAGGCCCAGCCGUGGUGUCGGAGAGCCGGCUCGGGGACCUGUGGGAUUAUCACCAGCACCGAUACCUGCAAGGCGUUCCUGAGGGGGUCGGAGACUUGCCUCCUGGGGUGGCCUUGCCGCUGGAGUCCAACCUGGCCUUCAUGAACGGCGUGAGCUUCACCAAAGGCUGCUACAUCGGCCAGGAGCUGACAGCCCGCACCCACCACAUGGGCGUCAUCCGCAAGCGCCUCUUCCCUGUCAGGUUCUUGGACCCCCUUCCUGCCAGUGGCGUCACCCCCGGUGCCACGGUGCUGACUGCAUCAGGACAGACUGUGGGCAAGUUCAGGGCCGGCCAGGGCAACGUGGGGCUGGCCCUGCUGUGGUCAGAGAAGAUCAAGGGUCCUCUGCACAUCAGAGCCUCUGAGGGUGCUCAGGUGGCCUUAGCUGCAUCAGUGCCAGACUGGUGGCCUACGGUCUCCAAGUAGCCCGAAGCCUUGGCUGGUGCAGGCUGAUGGGGAGGCUGGGACCUGGGGCCUCUGUCCUCUGUCGGGGGUCUUCCCAUCCUGUCUGUCUGCUGUGCCUACUGGGUGGGAGCCCUGGUUCCCAUCUGGGAAAGUCCCCCUGCCUGGCCCCACCCAUGCUCAAGGGCCCCAGGGCCCCAGGCACGUGGGUUGUUUUCUCGCUGGGCUUCCUGUGGCCCCAGAGGAGCCCACUGUGUGAGUGCUGAGCUCCAGGUGGCGCCGGGCCCCAAUUGUGGCUCCACACAGGGUUGUCUGGGAGGAUGGGACAGUGUCUCUGGCCAGCACUGGCAGCUUCUGUGCCUUGCACCCCACUCUGCCCAGCAUGAGCCUCAUGGGGGCUUGGUCCCUGUGCCUGAAAGCUGGGCAGUGUCCGGGGUCUACAGGCUGGGGCUCGGGCUUUGGGAGUUGUUUCACCGUGCUUGUUUCCAGCAUGUCUCAGGGUGGGCUUGUGUAUGGUCUAGAGGGGUCUGGGACAUUGGAUCAGGUGGCAUGUGGGUUUCUGUGCAUGGAGGAGCACACAGGGCUGAGCCACCAGCUAUCCCAUGCUGGAGGCUUGUGGAAGGCUGUGCCCAUUGUCCAUGUUUCCCCACCUCUGUUCCUCCUCAGAGCCCUCCAGGAGCGUGGGGUGGGGCCAGCACAGGGCUCAGGAACCAGCAGGGCAGAGUUCUGCAUGUGUGUGCUGGGUUUCGGCAUAGCCUGUGUUUGCAGUGAGAGUGACUUGCUGUCAGUUGUGGGGUACAGCCUCCUCUUCACCCACUGGCUUCCCCCUUCCCACUGAAGUGUGAGCUCCAUGUUUCAGGGCAUCUAUUAAAGAGUGAGCCACAAGCA